Panicum virgatum (switchgrass) is the source of this 2280-nucleotide messenger RNA. RefSeq lists its product as uncharacterized. The coding region runs from base 714 to 2039 and encodes 441 amino acids. The transcript has 4 exons. The record is from RefSeq and is a predicted model, not a curated record. NCBI's taxonomy places the organism in Eukaryota, Viridiplantae, Streptophyta, Magnoliopsida, Poales, Poaceae.
ACAGUGCCAAAAACCAGCAGCUGGGCCGGGGACGCUUCUCCCAGCUUCUGCCACAGUGCCACCCCCGACACCCCCGGCGCGCCGACCUCCAGAUCCAUCGACGCCGGUUCCCUCCCCCCCAACCCCGCCCGGCCGCUUCGCCCCUCCGCCCGACCACCCCGCCCGGCCGCUCCGCCCCUACGCCGCUCCGCCCGGCCGCUCCGCCCCUCGGCCGCUCCGCCCGCCCCUCCGCCGCUCGGCUCCGCCCCUCCGCCCCUCCGGCUCCCGGCCGCUCGGCCCCUCCGUCCGGCCCCUCCGCCCGGCCGCUCCGCCCGGCCCCUCGGGCGAUGUGCAUGGUUGCUCCGCCCGGUCACCCGAGCUCAGAUCUGUCAGCACAUUGAAAGCCACACGGCGGUGGAUCGGCUGUGGCCACAUACGAUCUUUUGUGCCCACCUUGCGACCAUCCGUGUGGCACUUCCUCUACUAAAAACCAGAUUCCAGAAACCAGCUUCCAAACAGCACCUUCAGUUUUUACUCAAAAACCAGCUUCUGUAAACCACCUCAAAAACCAGCUUUUACAAAAACCGAAACUCAUCCAAACAGGCCCUUAGCCCUAGGGCUUCCUACCCCAUCUGAUACGCCGCCGCUGCGAACACGAAGGCGACCGAUCCUCCCUUCGCCUCGUUUGCAUCUGCCGCUAGUCCUUUGCCAGAUCUGCUAUUUGUUGCAGUGGCAUGUCUCUAUGGUGUUCUCGGGAUCACCCAGCGGCCUUAGUUGCGUGCAGCAGUAGGCGCCGGCGGCGGAAGGUUAAUGCCGGUGAUUCAUCCUCGUGGGCGUCUCUGCACGAGGAUUUGGUGAGCCUAAUCGGAUGGCGAGUGCUAGCCGGCGACUUCCGUGAUUACAUCCGCUUCCGAGCUGUGUGUCCCCACUGGCGGUCCAGCACUACUUGCCCGCGCGGCCGCGGCAUCCUUGACCCGCGCUUCUAUCCGCGCGGGUGGAUGUUGCUGCCCGAGGGCCGCGGCCUCUACCCAGGCCACGGUAAGCUCCACGGCUACGUCCGAUUCUUCAACCUGUCAACUGGUGCCUUCGUCCGCGUCAGGCUGCCCCUUUUUAAGGAUCACUGCGUCCUCUACUCCGUCGAUGGCAUCAUCCUGCUGCAAAGGGACCAUGACACUGCCAUCCGCCUCCUUCACCCCUUCACCGGUGAUACCGCAGAGUUCCCGCCGCUGGAGACCCUCUUGCCGCAAGUGCGCUGCCGCUCGGAGGGGUCUCGGUGGUACUCUCUUAGAAGUAUCUGUGGUGCCAGCAUCAGCGUGGGUGUAGAUGGACUCGUCAGAGUAAUGAUGCGGCCAAAUGACGUGUGGAAUAUAUGUUUUGCUACCUCUGGUGAUCAGCAAUGGAGGGUCACAACAACCUGGGAGUGCAGCAAGCUUUCUUCUACAUUGCCAUUCCAAGGAAAGCUUUAUGUGUUGCUGCGACCUAAUUCAGUGAGAGGUGAGCAUGAGGUCAUACAGAUCGACCCACCCCAGCAGGAAGGUAUGGACAUUGGCUCUUUAUCGGAGCCAUCACCAAAGUUGAUUGCAAAAUUUAAAUGGCCAACAAGCGAUAAAAGCUAUUCAUUGUAUUACUACCGUCUGGUAGAAUGCAACUCAGAGAUUUUGGUGAUUGGCACAAAAUGGGAUGCAGUUUACUAUUCAGUUUACAGGCUAGCUGAUCUUAUGCUGGGAAGGAUUGUCCAUGUGACAUCCAUAGAUGGCAGUGCACUCUUCAUUGGUAGGAGGUCACUCUGUGUCAGCUCUAAGGUGUUCCCUACCAUUGUUCCUGACACCAUUGUCAUGCGAGAGACCAAAAUUUAUCUUAGUCAAUACCACCUCAGUAAUAGCACAUUAUCACAAGCAACAGACAGAGUAAUUGCAGAAGAAAAAGAUAUUCCAGGUCCUUAUAGCAUCAUGUGCCAUAUCAUAACCUGUUGCUCUCCUUCAUACUGGAACAAAGGGAAGAUAUCAUGUAAGGGGUUGCCCACAUGGAAGGUGAAGAAAAAAUUUCGUUAUGGGGCAUAAAUGGGUUACUGCACCAUGAUGGGUUACUGCCGCCUGGUUUCCCGACUGCAUUUAUCUAUCUAGUUAUAUUAUCGUUGUCUCUGAUAUAUGCUUUUUCUGCACUGUAAUAAGUUAAUAUAUUAUCGUUGUGUGUCUCUGAUAGAUGAUUUCAUGCACUGUAAUAAAUUAUUAUAUUAUUAUCGUUGUGUCUCUGGUAGAUGUUUUUCUGCACAAUAAAUUAUUAAAUUAUUAUCGUUGUGCA